AUGAGGAGAUUUUUGGUUAAUAGUGCAAGCACUGAAAAUGUGAAUGGUGUGCAACCAAAAGUAGAAGUGGAGGCACAACCACCUCCUAACAUUGCCAAUGAAUUUAAUCCAAAUGAUAUUGAGCGUGAUCCAGGGAAGAGGAAACAAAUUUGUGAGUACAUCUCCUUAAUUGUGACCACAACAACUACAUCUUGCAAGAGAAGGGAUGCAUUGACAGAGGCACAACAGCAAGAUAUUCUGCAUAGACUUGAGAGUGGUGAGAUAUCUACAGGAAGGGGCUUGCACCAAUCAUCUACUCUUGCUAGGCCAGGUGACACUAGAUGGGGUACUUAG
Molecule: messenger RNA, 333 nt
Organism: Triticum turgidum subsp. durum (durum wheat)
Lineage: Eukaryota; Viridiplantae; Streptophyta; Magnoliopsida; Poales; Poaceae
Source: the annotation of a GenBank genome assembly